Messenger RNA from Cryptomeria japonica (Japanese cedar), 1960 nucleotides. Its product is annotated as thiosulfate/3-mercaptopyruvate sulfurtransferase 2. The transcript is spliced from 12 exons. The record is from RefSeq and is a predicted model, not a curated record. Gene Ontology annotation, molecular function: thiosulfate-cyanide sulfurtransferase activity. Bases 349 to 1596 code for a protein of 415 amino acids. Gene Ontology annotation, biological process: transsulfuration. Gene Ontology annotation, cellular component: mitochondrion. NCBI's taxonomy places the organism in Eukaryota, Viridiplantae, Streptophyta, Pinopsida, Cupressales, Cupressaceae.
CAUCAAAUUCCAAAUUAAAAGACAUGCCAAACACUCAAUACAAUAUUGCCCAAUAUAGAGACCUUCAUGAUGUUGUUAAGGUACUCUUUUGUGUUCUAUUUAGUCAAAAUCUGACAAAGUUGUUGAAGGAAAACAAGUUGUCAUCGUUUUCCAGGGGCAGAAACAGGAACACAGAGCUUCAUCAAUAGUUGUACUGCAGAAUAAAAAGUCAUAAACCAGUUAUAAACCUGAAUAAAUAGUUGUACUGCAGAAUAAAUAGUCAUAAACCAGUAUAAACCUGAACAAAUAGUUGUACAGUCUUAUAUCUCUGUACCGCGAAUCGAGCUAGCAGGGAGCGGUACGGUCUAUAUGAAAUUGGUGGGCUUAUCAGCUCUAAAAAAUAAUACAGAAGAAAUGGCGUCUAUGGCGACCAGAAGAUUAGCGACCAAAACAUUAAAAAUAGGAGCAGCAUGGAGCCGCCCAAUUCGCUACACGAGGCCGGCUGCUUGUCUUCUUGUCCAGAUGCUCGCUGCACUAUUAUUAUUAUUCCAGAAUUUGCAGAGUGUUUCUGGAAGCUUUGGGGUGGAACGGGGCUCUAUUUUAAAGACUGCCUUGCAGUUUCCCCACGUUCCGGCAUGUUCUAUUGUGGGUUCAUCUUUUUCUCGAUGUGCAAUGUCAUCGUCAUCAUCGAAUGAUGCUACUGAUGACUGUGUUAUUUCCGCUGACUGGCUUCAUCAAAAUCUUAGGCAAUCCCAUAUUAAGGUUGUAGAUGCUUCUUGGUACAUGCCAAAUGAGCAGAGAAAUCCACUGCAAGAAUUUCAGGGUGCCCAUAUCCCUGGUGCAGUCUUCUUUGAUGUGGACAAAAUAUCUGACCAGACUUCUAAUUUGCCACAUAUGCUACCAUCAGAGAAAGCAUUUGCUGCUGCAGUAUCUGCACUUGGAAUCGAAAACAAAGAUUCAGUAAUUAUUUAUGAUGGCAAGGGAAUUUUCAGUGCAGCUCGCGUGUGGUGGAUGUUCAGAGUGUUCGGUCAUGAUAGAGUUUGGGUUUUGGAUGGAGGCUUACCAAGAUGGCGCGAUUCAGGCUAUGAAGUGGAGUCAUGUGCCUCUGGUGAUGCCAUUUUGAAGGUUAUGGAAGCCUGUGAAGUGAUUGAGAAAGUUUACCAAGGGCAGAUGGUUGCUCCAAGUUUUAUCACAAAUUUUCGGCCCCAUCUAGUUUUGUCUUUGGAGGAGGUGAGACAGAAUAUACAAGAAAGAAAAUACCAACACAUUGAUGCACGUGGCAAGCCCAGAUUUGAUGGUGUAACUGCGGAGCCUCGCAAAGGCAUCAAAAGUGGUCAUGUGCCAGGAAGUAAAUGCAUACCUUUCACUGAGGUCUUGAAUGAUAAGCAUGAACUUUUGGAACCAACUGACCUUGCGAAAAGAUUUGAAAAAGAAGGUGUUUCACUUGAUAGUCCAAUAGUUGCAUCAUGUGGGACUGGAGUUACUGCUUGCGUCCUUGCACUGGGUCUCCAUCGCCUUGGCAAGGCCGAUGUUGCUGUCUAUGACGGCUCUUGGACAGAAUGGGGUGCACAUCCCGACACACCAGUGGAGACUGCUGAAUCUAAAGUAAAAAAAUAGUUUACAAUAUGCUUUGGCUAUGAGAAAUUGUACAGUUCAACUUGAAGUCACAAAAUAAUAAUUGGAGUGACACAAACAUAUGUUAGUAAUUGAUUUCAUCUUGGGCUAACAUGUUCAUUUCUUCAUCAUUUUUUAUUAUUGUUCAAGAGAUUGCUAACUCCCAAGGUCAGUUGGAUAGCAAUAGCAACUUUUGUUUUCAUUAAAAAAAAGUCAAUGGAAAUGGCAUUGAAUCAAAUCUGUUUGGCGAUCAUAAGUCAAGCAACUCAACAAAAUUGAGAAUUUUUCAAAUACUGUACAUUCCUCACAUAAAACUUACAAGUGAUCUAACACUCAAAUAGUUAAAUAUAAAAAAAUUGCACUUUAA